CAUAAACAUCACCAGAAGAGGGUUAUCAGGAACAGAUACUUUCGUAUAGUCUCGUCCAUUUCAAUCACAGAGAAUUUUGUAUUCAGUUCCUGCCAAGGCCGAUAUGGAUAUCUGGCAACGGAAUAUCCGAAUGAUGCACCAAGUAGGCGAGUUUCUCGAUCUCGACUCCAGCAAGUCCGACAUGGUCGCCGAAUUCAUUGCUCUCAUCCAAGCUGUACGAGAAGGUCUCAUGCAAAUCGACGACAAUUUCCAGAUCCCCGAUGCUCAUAUCAACACCCUGUUUCUCACCAAGCUCAAAUCUCGUCCGCAAUGGAAGGAAUGGGCAACGACCAUGCUACGUGACCCGCGCAUAACGGCUGCCAACUCGACCGAGCACGUAACGUUCCAGGAGCUCGCAAGCUUAGCCAUCGAGCAGGAAAAGAUCAUUCAACAGGGAGAUGUGAAAGCGCGAAACGCUUCGGAUAAUGCAGGUUCCGUUGCCGCGACAUCCAACGUGCCAGCCAACCCACGAGCGCUUACACAGGACGAGAUCAAUGCGUUUGUCGUCAAGCAGAUGAGCCACGACGGAAAAUAUUUGCCGCAGAAUGGCAACAUCAAGGGACACCAGAAGAGACCUAGUCAGGAGGAGAUCAACGAAUACGUGAUACAGCAAAUGCGCAAGGAACAGGAGCGAAAGACAAGGAACCGCAGUCAAAGUCAGCCAGAGCCGGAAGGACGGAAUCAUCGUGUACGGCCAAACACGGUACGAUGUACCUUUUGCGGUGACACCCAUCAUCAGUCGAAUAACUGCUGGCGGCGAUGGAGAGUUGCUGUCGAGGCUCCACAGGGCAACUUCUUGCCGAAACGAGUCGAGUUCAAAUCUCAGAUUCCUGGUCAACCACCUAUCUAUCGGUCCGGAUUUACUCUAUUCUGAGCUAUGUGGCAUUGGUCGCACCUCAAUCAUCGUUAUUGUUUUAUUUCAUUCCCACUGUUGACCGAUGAGAUUAUGCUAGCAUGGCGUUAGGGCUCUGGGUGUUUCAUCUUAGCAAUUUGUUGGACUUCUUUUCACUGACCUUUUGAUGUAACUACAUGAGUGAUGAGAUGACAACGGAACGGACCACAGUAUAUAGAGAGAUAAAUUAUGCAGGAUUAAUGAAUGCCAUUUCAUUCGAGACACAAGA
This is a messenger RNA of Aspergillus novofumigatus IBT 16806, 1160 nucleotides long. RefSeq lists its product as uncharacterized. The coding region runs from base 104 to 913 and encodes 269 amino acids. The transcript has a single exon. NCBI's taxonomy places the organism in Eukaryota, Fungi, Ascomycota, Eurotiomycetes, Eurotiales, Aspergillaceae. The record is from RefSeq and is a predicted model, not a curated record.